Aspergillus thermomutatus is the source of this 1459-nucleotide messenger RNA. RefSeq lists its product as uncharacterized. The transcript has 4 exons. The record is from RefSeq and is a predicted model, not a curated record. NCBI's taxonomy places the organism in Eukaryota, Fungi, Ascomycota, Eurotiomycetes, Eurotiales, Aspergillaceae. The annotation marks the transcript as partial.
ACUUAUCGUCCCUCAGCAGCCUUCCCGAGAGUCCCCGACAAUCUCCAUCACCAAGAGUUCCGCCCGCAGGAACCCCUCGGUCGCCACCAGCAAGAACACCAUCCCCCCUCAGCAGCCUUCCCGAGAGUCCCCGACUCUCUCCAUCGCCAAGACUUCCGCCAGCAGGAACGCCUCAGUCACCACUGGCAAAAACACCAUCCCCAGCGGCACCACCACCACAGCCGGCAACCGGGACUCCGCCAGCACUUGCAUCAGUUGUUACGGCCAGCGGGGCGGAGCCCUCGCCGUUGUUGUGCCGCCUGCUCCUCAAACCGCUGCUCGCCCCCUCGCACCCGCAUUCUUCUGCUACCAGUGCCUCCAGGCACCCGUGUACCACGCAAUAGGUGUGCUUCCUGCCUGCUCGGGCUAUUCUCCGGCAGGUGGGAAGUGCGCCCAUUGCGCGGGCUCCACCAAGUAUGUCAGAUGCAAGCCUUCCCCUCCAAUUGAAGUAUCUGUCUCGAAAUUGGACCCGGAUACAUAUCAGAUGGGCUCAAAGUUUCUAUGUAAAAAGGCCACAAGCGGGAUUCCCAAGGCUGCAGUUGCUACCUGGAGAGAGGGUGAUGGGCAGUACUAUCUUGUCGAGGCUACCAAUGUGAACUCACUAGAGAAGGCUGCUGAUGGCCUCAUUUACCAGGCUGGCAUGUCAUCCGCCGUCUGGGAGAUUGGGACACAUGCGAUUUGUAAGGUCAAGACAUGGUCCGAUGGGAUGGAAAGAGAAAGCAAUACUCUUGCUUUUGUUGCGUCCCGGUUCCCACAUAUCCCAAUUCCCGAGGUAAUCUAUUCGUGGGUCGAUGAGCAACUCAGCAGGACCUUCCUGAUUUUGCGACGGGUCCAAGGGCAAACGCUGGCGAGUGCCUGGCCAUCUCUAACUUUAGAGAAAAAAGCUGAUGUCGCUAUCACUGUUGCACAAUACUGCCGCGACCUUACUGAAGCAACCUCGGAGCAGCUACAGUCUGCAACAGGCUGCGGAGUCCUCGAACCUUUCUUAACCGUGGAUCCAGAAGCGUCACACCCGUCUUGGAAACCCCGACCGUUGGGGCCAUUCUCUCGCACCGCAGCUGAGAAGUAUUUCCAGAGAAUAUCCACUCUGCCGCCGCCCCCUAUAGGAGAUAGGUUUCACUUCUAUCAUGUCGACCUUGGUCCAACCAACAUUCUCCUCUCAGACGGCGGUGCUAUCGAGGCUAUCUUAGAUUGGGAGUCAGCUGGGUACUACCCGAAGUUCUGGAUUCCUCUUAAGCCGUAUCGCAGUGGAGGAUUCAAUCUUGACGCCCCAGACGAUUCCCGUUACGAUUGGACCGGUCUUCUCGAAUCAAAACUCUCUGACUUAGGAUUUAGGCUUGACCGCAAUCAUGUUGAGUGGCAGAAGUCUUUGGUUUUUACUUUCUUUGAUUUGAACGAGCUUCGUGAUGCUCCUUUGUGA